Messenger RNA from Leucoraja erinaceus (little skate), 3446 nucleotides. RefSeq lists its product as uncharacterized. Gene Ontology annotation, cellular component: cytoplasm. The coding region runs from base 1343 to 2362 and encodes 339 amino acids. The record is from RefSeq and is a predicted model, not a curated record. Gene Ontology annotation, biological process: estrogen biosynthetic process. Lineage: Eukaryota; Metazoa; Chordata; Chondrichthyes; Rajiformes; Rajidae. Gene Ontology annotation, molecular function: estradiol 17-beta-dehydrogenase [NAD(P)+] activity. The transcript has 6 exons.
AGAACCUGGAAAAGUAACCCACUUGGUCCCAGAGAAUACAUGCAAACUCCACACAGGCAGCCCCCGAGGUCGGGAUUGAACCCAGGUUUCAGGUGCUGUGAAGCAGCAGCUGUGUCACUGUGUCACUGCCUAAUUUAUGGAUCCCAGUGAAGGGAGGUGGAGCUUAUGUACAGGACAUCCAGGAUGGGUUCAUUGGACUGAAAGGAGAGAAUGUAUAUGCAACUUGAUCUUGGCAUCUUGGGGUUAAAAACACUUCUGGUAAAGGAACAACAGCUGCUUUGGCUGGACAUUAGGCUGUGGCUGUUACUUAAGCUCAAAUAAACUCAGUGAAAGUACUAAAUAGGUCACUAUUAUCCAAUGUAUAUGAGGAAAUGGCCUCAACCUUAGUCAUCACCCUCACACAUUGAAGUGCCCGUCUCAAAGCCACACGGUGGCUCCUGAACACUUCCCAGUGAUGUAGUUGUACAUCUGUAAAACAUCAUUUUAAUAUUCAAACAUUGUGCUUGAUUGUUUGAAACAAACAUCGACUUUUAUAAGAAGGAAUAGGUGACAUUUAGGUUCGAGACCCUUCUUCAGUCUGAAACGUCACCUAUUCCUUUUCUCCAGAGAUGCUGCCCGACCCACUGAGUUACUCCAGCAUUUUGUGUCUAUCUUUGGUGUGAACCAGCAUCUGAAGCUCCUCCCUACACAUAUAUUUUAUGAUAUUAAUUAACUGAAUGGUCCACAGGACACAGACGUGUGUGCAUAGUCAGUGUGCUGGAUAGGUGACGUUUCGAUCUGGAACCCUUCAUCAGUCUGCAGAGAGGUGCCGACCUGAAACGUCACCUAUCCAUGUCCUUCGCGGGUGAUGCCUGGCCUGCUGAGUUACUCCAGCACUAUGUGGGGUUCUUUUGUUGGUAAAACUGCACCUGCAGUUCCUGGUGUAUAUUCCGUUUUUGACACGUUUUGUUCUAUUUUAAUGUAUUAAUUCAAGCCAUGUUUACUGUCAUAUGCACAUGUUUGGCGAGGUAUAAGUGCAAUGAAAAUCUUGCUUGCAGCAGCAUCACUGGGACCAGGACACAAACAAACGCACAAAAACAUAAAUUACACAUACGUGUUACAAGACAGUGAAAAAAAGACAUUAGUGCACAAUUAGAAAACAAGUCCCUGGUAGUGCAAGAGAUAGCUCACCAGCUCCGUAGCUGAGGGAGGAUUAGGGUUGUGUUGGGGAGUUCAGCCGAUGGCGUGUACCAGGUUUAUGUAGUUAAGCUUUCUGUGCUGGCCAUCUGUCCAUGGGAGAUUAUCCCUCUGAUCCAAGGGAUGUGAAUUUCGGGAAGCGCAGAGUCAAUCCUGCUGCUGAUAAAUGGGUGGUGGGCUGUCUCGAAGCCGCAUCAUUUCUCAUCAGCUUGCAACUUCAACCUCCAGGAUGGCCCAGAAAACGGUCUUGGUCACCGGCUGUUCCUCUGGGAUUGGCUUGGCCAUCGCAAACAAACUGGCCAAGGACCAUGAGAAACGAUUUAUGGUCAUUGCUACCAUGCGGAAUUUGGACAAAAGGAACGACCUUGUGGAUAUUGCAGGGACUGCACUGGGAAAAACACUGGAAAUUAAACAGCUGGAUGUUUGCAGUGAAAAGUCAAUUCACGACUGCAUCAACAGCAUUCCCAACAGGAGGAUCGACAUACUCAUUAGCAAUGCGGGGAUGGGGAUGAUUGGACCCAUCGAAUGCCAGUCGUUGGAUGAGAUGCAGAGAGUUAUGGACACUAAUUUCUUUGGACUUGUUAGACUGCUUAAAGAAGUCUUGCCAGACAUGAAGAGGAGGAAGAGAGGCCACAUUGUGGUGAUCAGCAGUGUCAUGGGUAUUCAAGGGAUAUUAUUCAAUGACAUAUAUUCUGCUUCGAAAUUUGCAGUGGAGGGAUUUUGUGAAAGUUUGGCGAUCCAGGCCAUAAAAUUCAAGUUAAACAUAACUCUAAUCGAGCCUGGCCCUGUUGUCACUGAGUUUGAAAAGAAGGUCUAUGAAGAGGGAACAAAAAUUGAUUUGUCUGCUGCAGACCAGGAAACAAGAGACAUUUUCACAAACAUUUACUUGCGCAACUACAAGGAAAUAUUCUCAAGCCUGGGACAAAGUGCAGAUGAAGUGGCUGAGCAUACAAUGAAGAUCAUCCUGUCAGACAACCCUCCAUUCCGUCAUCAAACAAACACGCUUUACACCCCCAUGACUACGCUGAAGUACGUGGAUCCUAGUGGAGAUCUUCCCAUUGACACCUUCUACAAGAUGGUCUUCCAUCACGACAAAGUCUUCCAUGCCAGCCUCAAUGUUAUCAAAUUGCUAAGAUGGAGAAGCAGGAAGAAUUUUAAUCUUGGGAGACCAAACAGUAAGGAGUAGCUUUAUUCAUCACAGCAGUGGAAAAACAAGUAGUCAUCUCUUGUUAAUCUUAUUUCUGAAUGGACUGUUAUCAUUUUUUUUGAAGCAUCUCUCAUGGUUUCUCAUGAUCUAAAACAUCUGAUGCCGCUCUUUAAACAUAUUCAAAUAAGUAGUAAAUUUUUUAAAAGGGUAGGUAAAUUGAGAAAAGCCUUUUGGCUCCUCACCUGCACGGUUAGAAGUCCUGCACCUCAAUUAGGUAGGAGCCCUGAAUUAAGAUGUUUAGAUCUCAUCAUGAUGUGGAUGGUAUUGAGGGAUAAGCCUAGAGAAAAGGGCGCUCCAAUUUCUAAGUGGUUAUUUGAAUGGGAUCACAGAGUUUGGGGAGGGAACUAAUGCACCCAAAAUCAUUACAGCUCUUCAUUUAAAGGGGUUAGCAGGCCUUGGGGAUGUCCGGGUGCAGGUUUAGGAGUGACGUGCACAAGGUCUCGGAACCUUGAAUUGGAAUGAUUAUUGUACACACCUGCCUGGAGUUUCUUUUGCCAGAGGUCAACUGGCACUGGAAUUGGCUGCCUCAAGGCAAACCAAAAUGGUAGCCAGGACUCAAACCAUGCAUGAGACCUUUUAGUUGCAAAUUCAGAUACUCUAAAAGCAUGCAACAAUGGAUAACACGUGCCUCUUCAUAACCCUUCACCAAAUAUGGGACGUAGACAAAAAAUACUGGAGAAACUGAGCAGGUGAGGCAACAUCUAUGGAGAAAAGGAGUAGGCAAUAUUUCGGGUCGAGACCCUUCUUCAGUCGACCCGAAACAUCGCCUACUCCUUUUCUCCAUAGAUGAUGCCUCACCCACUGAGUUUCUCCAGCAUUUUUUGUCUACGUCCCACUUUAAGUCUGAAGAAAGGGUCUCGACCCGAAGCGUCGCCUACUCCUUUUCUCCAUAGAUGAUGCCUCACCCACUGAGUUUCUCCAGCAUUUUUUGUCUACUUUCGAUUUUUCCAGCAUCUGCAGUUCCUUCUUAACCAAAUAUGGGACAUUGAGUAUGUCCCAUUGGAAACCAUCAACAUACCAUAUGCCAUGUUCAACCUGAUAUGCCAUAGUAGUUCCGAAAAUA